ACGAUUUUAGAUUUAAUAUUAAUAUUAAUUAACGCGCAAUAAUUUCUUGGAAGACUGCAAGAGUUGAACAAUUUUUUUUUUAAAUUUAACAAUUGAAAGAUGAAACUAUUAGUAUUGAUUUCUGCAUUCGAAUGAGAAUUUAUGGUUUUUUAUUUGUUUUGUGUCAACUAUGACGUCGUCAAGUCCCAAACUUUCUUAGCAUCGUUUGGGGCUGGAGGAGAAACUAUAAAUAGCACACACUACACGGAAAUAGACGUGGUAAACAGUGGGGCAGUUUGAUUUCAGAGAGAAAUGCGUAAUUCUUGAAGACGUAAACGAUUCAGACAGAAGAUCCUUUUUGUCAGUGGAGUGCAAAAUACAAAGAUGAACAGGAAGCAACAAAAGACGCUGAAGUUGUUAAUGUGGUCGCUGGGACUCACUCUGGCGGUUUACAUAGCGGGACGACCCUUGUAUUGGCAACUCACCGAAGGUUUCGCCACCGUUCGCCAUGACGCCUCGCCGCCUUCUUGUCCUCCUUGUCCCUGCGAUUGCUCUCUUGAACCCCUUCUUUCUCUUCCCGACGGAUUAAGCAACAACUCCAUUAUAGAUUGCAUGAGACAAGAUCCAGAGGUGAGCGAGGAGAUGCAGAAGGGUUUUUUGGAUCUGUUGUCAGAAGAAGUGAAGUUAAAAGAAGCUGAAGCUCUGGAAAAACAUCAGCGUGCUGACAUGGCUCUUUUAGAUGCUAAGAAAGUAGCAUCGCAGUAUCAAAAGGAGGCUGACAAGUGCAAUUCAGGGAUGGAGACAUGUGAGGAGGCAAGGGAAAAAGCAGAAGAAGCACUUGAAGAUCAAAGGAAAAUAACUGCUUUGUGGGAGCUCAGGGCUCGCCAAAGAGGAUGGAGUCCACAGUGACCACUUGUGCCCAAAUUAGAAUAGGGCAGUGCCCUUUAAUCUGAGUAAAAGUAUUCAUCUGACAUCUUUAUCGUUAGUUAUUUUUUAUUAUCAUCAUCAUUAUCGUUUACAUUCACUCUUUUUUUUUUUUGUGUGGUUACUUGGUAUGAGUUAUUAAGAAGUAAUUUCACACGAAAAUUCUGGUUUCAGACCGGUUUGACUCUUGUUCCUGUUUGGCUUUGUUCUUAAUCAACUCUCAGGUUAGUGUUUAAUCUCCUUGUAUCAUCUCUUCGUUGGGUUUAGAGUUCAUGAAGAAGCACUUUUCGAGUGUCAGUACAGAAAUGUCAUCAUCUUCCUGAUUAAGUGAUUAUUCCUGAAUCUCAACUU
This is a messenger RNA of Prosopis cineraria, 1254 nucleotides long. RefSeq lists its product as uncharacterized. Bases 364 to 888 code for a protein of 174 amino acids. NCBI's taxonomy places the organism in Eukaryota, Viridiplantae, Streptophyta, Magnoliopsida, Fabales, Fabaceae. The record is from RefSeq and is a predicted model, not a curated record. The transcript is spliced from 3 exons.